UGUUGUGGAGCGUGACCGGAGGAGGCGGGAGUUCGGGACCGGCGCCUUCUCCUUGCUUCUCGGGGUCGUGGCCUUGCUCCCGCCGUGCAAGGGAAGAGUUCGGGCGUGUCCACGCGCGUGUGUGCGCGUGGGGCCUGAAGUGCUCGUGCGUCCAGCUAGGUCUCUGUGGGGGCAGAGGCAGGAGCCAUGGGCGGGACCUCCAGCACCCGCCGGGUCACCUUCGAGGCGGACGAGAAUGAGAACAUCACCGUGGUGAAGGGCAUCCGGCUUUCAGAAAAUGUGAUUGAUCGUAUGAAGGAAACCUCCCCAUCUGGUUCGAAGUCUCAGCGGUAUUCUGGCGCUUAUGGUGCCUCAGUUUCUGAUGAAGAAUUGAAAAGAAGAGUGGCUGAGGAGCUGGCGUUGGAGCAAGCCAAGAAAGAGUCUGAAAAUCAGAAACGACUUAAGCAAAGCAAAGAACUGGAUCGAGAGAGGGCUUUUGCCAAUGAGCAGUUAACCAGAGCUAUUCUUCGAGAAAGGAUAUCAAGUGAAGAAGAACGAGCCAAGGCAAAGCACCUGGCUAAGCAGCUGGAAGAGAAAGAUCGAGUGAUAAAGAAGCAGGAUGCAUUCUACAAAGAGCAGCUGGCUAGACUGGAGGAGAGGAGCUCAGAAUUCUACAAAGUCACCACCGAACAAUAUCAGAAAGCAGCUGAAGAGGUGGAAGCAAAGUUCAAGCGGUAUGAGUUUCAUCCUGUCUGUGCUGAUCUGCAAGCCAAAAUUCUUCAGUGUUACCGCCAGAACACCCAGCAGACCCUCAGCUGCUCUGAUCUGGCCAACCAGUACAUGCGCUGUGUCAAUCAGGCCAAACAGAGCAUGCUUGAGAAGGGAGGAUAAACUCAACGUUUAGAACAAGCAAAACUCCUCAACGUUAAUUCCAGAGGCGGAACAUUUUUUUUUUUUUUUCUAGUGAGAAAGUAACCCAUUUAAAGAGAAGACGAUUAAAGAGAAGCACCAGAGAGCAGAUUCAGCCGAAGCACAUCCCAGUUUGAGUAGCUGCAGUGUGAAAAGCCAAGGCCUAGAUCAGGUAUCUGCCAGCAAGGACACUGCAGUGUUAGUCAACCCAUUUAUGACCAUUAAAAGAGAAAGGCACCCCCUCCUCCUUUUUAACUUUCUAUUCUUACCAGGCUCCAUGGUUUGGUGAACGUUCACCAAACAAAGCUGGGGUCUGGGAUGGUGGGGGGCGGAAGGGGGGACAAAGUAAUUAGAGUGGGGAGGUGGGAGGGGCACCAAACCUCCCUCUCCGCCCAGCGGUGCUGGGUAGAAUUGUCUAGGCUGUGGCACGUUGUUUUUCUCUUGUUCCUUUCUCCCCUUACUAUAUAAGAGCUACUUCAUUUUAACUUAUUAUAGUGAUCAUGUAAGUAAGACAAAAAGGAGAGAAAAAUGUACCUCUUUUACUGGAAUGAUGUUUAUGAUUACAAGUGAAAUAAGGCAUUUUUUAUCCUCAUAAAGGCAACCUUGGCUUAUACAACCUCUUCUCGAUCAUGAAUACUGACAUCUUUACUUCACUCACUAUCAAUAAUAAAUAUAUUUUCCGACGAA
Leopardus geoffroyi (Geoffroy's cat) is the source of this 1575-nucleotide messenger RNA. RefSeq names its product coiled-coil-helix-coiled-coil-helix domain containing 3 (gene CHCHD3). The coding region runs from base 187 to 870 and encodes 227 amino acids. Gene Ontology annotation, biological process: inner mitochondrial membrane organization. Gene Ontology annotation, cellular component: mitochondrion; MICOS complex. The transcript has 8 exons. The record is from RefSeq and is a predicted model, not a curated record. NCBI's taxonomy places the organism in Eukaryota, Metazoa, Chordata, Mammalia, Carnivora, Felidae.